GUACUUCUAGACACACCUUCAAAAAAAAAAAAAAAAACCCAAAGGAUGAGGAGUCGAGUUGUCACGAAGGCAGCGUGCCUUUUGGGCACUUCUGCGCUCCUGAUUUACGCGCUGGAUUAUUUUGUCAUCUUCCUCAGAAAUCCGUCUUCAAACCUUUUCCCCAGUCUGGGGAGAGAAGCUGAACACACCAUCCUGGACAAACUGGACGGAAUCGAGCGGCAGAUUGAUCGAAUCGCUAAAUCGUUGGAGCUGGGAAUUCAGAAAAGCUCGCAAUCAGGGGAAAAGCAUCUGGGAGUGGAGGAGGAGAAGAAAAAGAAGAAGCGAGUGUUCAAGAAGUUGUUCCCAAACUCUGAGCUGUUCAGCAAGUGGGGUGAGGAUCUAUCCGAGGAGGAACAGAGGCAAGCCGAGCACUUAUUUCAGCUUUAUGGCUACAAUGUGUUUCUCAGUGACAGGCUUCCUCUGAACAGGACGCUACCAGACACCCGAGACUCCAGGUGUUCGACAAAGGUGUAUCCGGAGCAGCUCCCGUCCCUCAGCGUGGUUCUCAUCUACUUGAAUGAGGCACUUUCUGUUAUCAAGAGAGCCAUACACAGCAUUAUUGAGAGAACACCUGCUCACCUGCUCAAGGAAAUCAUACUGGUGGACGAUUACAGCACUAACGAUGAUCUGAAGGAAAAUCUCAGCAAAUUUAUUGACCAGGUUCAUCAACAAAGGCCUGGAUUACUUAAGAAAGUGAGCCAUAAACAGAGACUAGGUCUGGCACAAGCUCGUAUUUCAGGAUGGAAAGCAGCCGUCGGCGACGUAGUGGCCAUUCUGGAUGCCCACAUUGAGGUGCAUAAGCAAUGGGCAGAACCGCUGCUGGCCAGAAUCAAAGCAGAUCGAACGGUGUUGCUGUCUCCGGUGUUUGACCGGGUGGAAUUCGACACGCUUGAAGUGACUUUGUACUCUCCAUCCGCUCAUGCCUUCGACUGGCAGAUGUGGUGCAUGUACGAGUCCUUCAGGCCAGACUGGUAUUCCCUUAAUGAUCCGUCUGCCCCUGGGAAGAGUCCUUCUAUCAUGGGAAUCCUUGUGGUUGAUCGAAACUUCUUGGGAGAAAUCGGAGGAUUGGAUGAAGGAAUGGAAAUCUACGGAGGCGAGAACGUCGAGCUCGGAAUACGAGUUUGGCUGUGUGGAGGAAGCAUCGAAAUCAUCCCUUGCUCAAAGAUUGCUCAUAUAGAGAGAGCACACAAGCCUUACGCAAGAGAUCUGGGUGAGCCCAUGCGAAGGAACGCACUCAGGGUGGCUGAAAUCUGGAUGGAUGAAUAUAAAAGAAACGUUAUUAUAAGCUGGAAUAUUCCUCUGAAGGAUCAUGGUAUUGAUAUCGGAGAUGUGACUGAAAGAAAGAAGCUGAGAAACCAGUUGAAAUGUAAACCCUUUAGCUGGUACCUGGAGAACGUGUAUCCUGAGUUAGACCCCUUGGAUGAUCUACUCGGCUAUGGCGUGAUACAGAGUGGCCUCCUGGAAAAACACUGCAUUGAUCAGGGUCCUGUUCCUGGCAGUGUUCCUGUCCUUUAUCAGUGUCAUUUCUAUAGCCCUCAGCUCUGUUACUAUAAGAGCACCGGGGAACUCUACAUCGGAGGUAUCAAAUCUCACAAGUACAAUAAUAAUCGCUGCCUCGUGGAUCCUGGUGAGGGAAACAAACCUGCACUGCAUGACUGUAAAAUGGCCAAGGAGAAAGGAUUCCACAUGCUCUGGGACUUUAAACAGGGUCAUGCAAUAAGAAACAAACAAACCAACAGAUGUAUUGAGAUUGCUCAAGGAGAAGAUUCGUGGUACCAACUCAUCAUUCAGGAGUGCAGUGCGCAAACUUGGAAAAUACAACAUGUCCUUAAAGAAUUUUAAACUUCCUUAUGACAGCGAUUUUGAUAAAAUAACAACCAAUGGGAAUGAGACCAAUCGAACGUUGACCAUGGCUGAGAUUUCUCAGUGAAGAGUAAUGGAGUAACGGUUGGCUUGUAGAUGUAAAGCAAGGGCACGCCGAGAUGGAAAUUUCCUACUGGAAAUGCAAACUAAGAAGUCAUUAGUGCACUGUUGCUAGGCAACUGAAACAUGCGUAUGGCUAAAAAAAAUAGCUAAUGAGUGAGGUUAUUGAUUGCAAUGUAAUCCCAGAGUGACUGUGGAAACAAAUUAGGCAUAUCAACAGUUUCCUCACUUGCACUAAAAAAGGUGACUAAGAAAAGUCUAAUCAACCAAUCAAUCAAAUCACUGCACAUCCAAAAACUGAACUUCUAUGAGCUCGACUUUAUUGAGAAACAAGAACGAGGUGACACAACUAGUGGACUGGAAUUGUGUGACUUCCAAAAGUGAAUAGAUCAAGAGCGGGCUGUUCACCAGUACACCAUUACAAAAUCGUUUUCCUGUUUGGAGUUAUUCCUGUGUUCGUAUUGUCUGAGUACAUACAAAUCAAAUCGAAUCAAAUUUUAUUUGAUAUAUUAUAUUUUAUUACAUAGUCUUUUUUAUUGAUUUUAUUUUAUUAAAUAUUCUGAGUUUAAGAAUACUUUUUUAUUUUUAUUUUCUCUUUAUAAUUUGAGGUAUCUAUCUUCAUAUCUUCAGGAAAUGAAAUCAACAUUAAAAGCUUAAUGAAUUAAGUUCUAGCCUAACCCACACAUCAAGACAAUUAUUCAGCAAGUGAAGACAGGUUUGUUUGACCUAUUGUAUCUAUAGUAUAUUUAUCGGAAGGCCGAAAUUGAUAAUGCUAUUAUUAAAUAGAUUUAACACUUUUACCAGUGGAUGAUAACAAGCAAGUGUCCUGAUUAGUCAUUUAUAUCCACUAAUAGGCCUCCACUCUUUUGUCCUGUUUGGAUGAAUAAUUUAUCGUUUUGUUUGAAAUAAAUUUAUACUGUGUUUGAA
Molecule: messenger RNA, 2889 nt
Organism: Tachysurus fulvidraco (yellow catfish)
Lineage: Eukaryota; Metazoa; Chordata; Actinopteri; Siluriformes; Bagridae
Product: probable polypeptide N-acetylgalactosaminyltransferase 8
Exons: 11
Coding region: 46-1881 (611 amino acids)
Cellular component (GO): Golgi apparatus
Source: RefSeq, a predicted model, not a curated record